AUGGCAUCCAAGUCAAGCCUUUUCCCCAGUGGAUGGGAAUGGAGAUUCGUCCUCACUGGAACUUGUUUUUUUGCUGCAGGAGUCCUGGCCCGAAGCAUCGUCAGCAAAUCCAAAGCUUACAUCCAACGCUCUCCACGGGCGACACUCCUGCCAACCUUGUCCGAAAGUGAGAAGGCCCAGCUUCCAUAUCCUCCAGAUGUGUUACCUGGGGUGAGAGAUGUCGAUACACCCUUUGGGUCGAUACGGGUGUACGAGUUUGGUCCAGAAGACGGUCGAAAGGUGUUGUUGGUGCACGGGAUCAGUACGCCGGCAAUUGCAUUGGGCGCCGUCGCCCACGCUCUGGCGGACAAUGGGUGUCGUGUGAUGCUUUUCGACCUGUUUGGACGAGGCUACUCCGACAAUCCUGGGGAUCUGAAACAUGACAUUAGACUUUUCACCACCCAAAUCCUGCUGGCACUGGCUUCGUCCCCUUUGUCAUGGACAGGAUCAAGCUCGGGGAAAUUUUCUAUGAUCGGCUACUCUUUGGGAGGUGGGAUUGCUGCGACUUUCGCCUCUUACUUUCCGAACCUGGUGGACUCUCUGAUUCUCUUUGCUCCCGCGGGACUCUUGCGGCCUCAUCACAUCAGCAAAACCAGCCACAUUAUAUAUUCGGAGGGAAUCAUCCCUGAGUCGAUACUCCAGACCCUGGUCCAAAGACGCCUUCGCACUCCGAUGGCCGCUCCAUUGAAAGGAGCGGAGAAGAAUAAGAUAGUGGACGCCACUGAAGCCGUGCAGGCCGAAGUCAACCUGGAAUCCAAUCCGCCCGCUGUUUUGUCCAAAACACGACCACACGUGACGGUCGAAAAGACGGUGAUCGACCAGCUGGACAACCAUGUCGGAUUUGUGCCUGCAUUCAUGUCCAGUAUUCGAUACGGCCCUGUACGAGAUCAACACGAUCGAUGGCGCAUAAUUGGGAACCGAUUGACGCGGGAAAACAACGAGAAAAACACUCAGAAGAAGGUUCUUAUUGUCUGCGGCGCGAAUGAUCCUAUCAUCGUCAGGCAAGAGAUUGAAGAGGAUGCGAAAGAGGUCCUUUUGGGGAAUGCCGAGUUUGUGGUCUUCGAAGCCGGGCACGAAGUACCCAUCAGCAAGAGCGAACAAGUGGUUGCAAGUAUCAUGGAUUUUUGGAAACGAACGGACUGA
Messenger RNA from Rhinocladiella mackenziei CBS 650.93, 1182 nucleotides. RefSeq lists its product as uncharacterized. The transcript has a single exon. Lineage: Eukaryota; Fungi; Ascomycota; Eurotiomycetes; Chaetothyriales; Herpotrichiellaceae. The record is from RefSeq and is a predicted model, not a curated record. The coding region runs from base 1 to 1182 and encodes 393 amino acids.